This is a messenger RNA of Cricetulus griseus (Chinese hamster), 757 nucleotides long. The record is from RefSeq and is a predicted model, not a curated record. NCBI's taxonomy places the organism in Eukaryota, Metazoa, Chordata, Mammalia, Rodentia, Cricetidae.
ACCAGAGCAGCCAGGCUUGACAGCAGCCUGAGACAUCUCCUGAGGAAGAGCCUAGAGGGCAGCAGAGACCAUGGAGCUCACCUUAGCAUCUCUCCAUAAAGGGCAGGUCCCCUGGAAGGGACUCCUGCUUGCAGCCUCACUUUUAACCUAUUGGAUCUCUCUUGCCACUGCCCAAGUCAUUGUUGAAGUAAAUCCACUCAAAGUUGAAGAAGGGGAAAACGUUUAUCUACAGAUCCCAAAUCUGCCAUCGGAAGCCCAAGUCACUUACUGGUACAAGGGGAACAAAGACAAUGCAGAAAGUGAAAUUGCACGGUUCAUAAAUUCCAGUAGUAAAUCUAUUCCAGGGCCUCUAAACAGUGGCAGAGAGAAAGUAUACCAGAAUGGAUCCCUGCUCUUACAGAAAGUCACUAAGAAAGACGCUGGAACCUACACAGUACAUCUUCUAUUGAAAUCCUUUGAUACUCUCACGGGGACUGUGAACUUAAAAGUAAACGCACCCCUGUCCAACAUCACAAGCAACAAUUCCAAUGCCAUGGAGGGUGAGGACUCAGUAACAUUAAUGAGUGAGCCCAAGACUAAGAAGACAACCUACUUGUGGCGGAUAAAUGGCCAAAGACUCUCAGAAGAUGAUAGGCUGAAGCUGUCUGAGGGUAACAGGACUCUCACUUUAUUCACUGUUGUGAUACCUGACACAGAACCCUCUAAGGGUGAAACCCGGAAUCUAGUGAGCAACUCCCGAAGUGACCAUUACCUCUGA